Molecule: messenger RNA, 837 nt
Organism: Cercopithifilaria johnstoni
Lineage: Eukaryota; Metazoa; Nematoda; Chromadorea; Rhabditida; Onchocercidae
Source: the annotation of a GenBank genome assembly
AUGAGUGACUGGAUUCACUGUAAUGUAUGCAUUCGCAUGCCAUCUCAGGGUAACGAACAACAUCCAUUUUAUUUCACAUCAUGUGGUCAUAUUAUUUGUGGUAAAUGCUACGAAACAGCUCCUCAGGGUCAUUGCAUGCGAUGUAGCAAGCAUGCCAAUGCAGUGAAAAUUAAUCGAAAUCUUCGGAGCGAUUUGCAAAUGUAUUUUCGAAAUCCAAAAGAAUUACUGGACCAAUAUGUGAAAAAUUUGAAUGCAGUUUUGGAUUUUCAAAGUAGCCAUCGUCAGCAUUUGCAAAAAGCCAAACAGGAACAGGCAGGUAGUUCGCAUGAAUCAAUACAAAAGAAAGCAAUGAAAUACGUAAUAUCGGCACAACUCGCAAUGAAGCAGAAGACUGAAAGGGAAAGGAAAGCUUUGGCUGAAAAGGAUUCAUUGGUAAGAGAAAUCGAAAAACUUCGACAUCAUGCUCAAAAACUGGAACAGAUGUUGGCUACCAGCGCUGUUUCACGCAAUAGUCCUCAUUCAGCUGGACGAAGUACAGGAAGUAGCCUAGCUUCUACAGAAAGAAGUGGUGGAGGUUGUUCGGGGCGUUUUGCGACCAGUACUCCUAUCAGCGAUUGUUUGGAAACGGGCGGUUUUAAGUUGGGUGGAGACAAUCGUUCACUUAGCCGUGUAGCUGCUGCUUUUUCUCGCAGUGGUAUAGAACCAAGUCCUAUUGCAUUAUCUACUGCUGCCAUUACAACGCCUGAUAUGCUGGGCUUAAGAAAACAACGCUCGGAGAAAAUCGAAAAAAACUGGUUGAACGGAAACGGAGCAACACCGAAUCGCAUGUUUUCGUAG